GUUAUGUUAUGUUUUGGUUAUUUUAUUUUGUAUGCAGAUAUAAUACUAAAAUUAAAAGCAACUAUUACUAGAUAUAUUCGGAGUACAGCUAGUAUAUUCGCGGGUUCAGAGGUCAAAUCGAGUGAUAAUAGAUAAUGUUGCGUGUUUCAUAUAAUAUGAGGAUAACAUGAUUUCGCUUGGACGCGUGAACACGCGCCAAGGUCAUUUUUUGCUACAAUUGCAAAUAAGAACGAUUUCUACGACAUCAUCUUAAUCGACGGUGGUACGUCGAUGACUUUUGUCGGCUUACGGCGUUAUUUACUAGUGAGUAGAGUAAUAGUUAGGAUGUCUUCCAGUAAAUUUUCUUACGAGGAGGCUGUGAAAAAAUUGAAUUUACUUCAAUCAAAUAAAUCAACUAUAGAACAAAUAAGGAAAGAUAUAAAAUUAGGCCAAAAAUGUACAAACAUAGAGGAUAUGGAAAAGUAUUUGCACAGAACUGGUGUUACUUUGUCAAUGUUAGACCAGCUCUCAGUUAUACAUGUUGCUGGCACCAAAGGGAAGGGUUCGACAAGUGCAAUGUGCGAGUCAGUGCUGCGUUACCAUGGAUAUAAGACUGGCUUCUACUCCUCACCGCACUUGGUGGCGGUGCGUGAACGCAUUCGCCUUAACGGCUGUAUAGUUGACAAGGAAACCUUCUCUAAACACUUCCAUGAUGUAUAUGACCGCUUGUAUGCUUCACAGAGUUACGAAGGUGAUAUGCCCAAGUACUUUGCGUUCUUAACUGUGCUAGCAUAUAACGUGUUCCUGAAGGAGAAGGUGGAUGUAGCCAUUGUGGAGGUCGGCAUUGGUGGUGUGGUGGAUUAUACAAAUGUACUGAGGAAGGUACCGGUGGUUGGUAUAACCGCUUUAGGUCUUGACCAUACAUCAAUCUUGGGCACCACUCUACCAGAGAUAGCUGAGGCAAAAGCUGGUAUCAUGAAGACAGGAUGUGAGGCAUACACUGUGCAACAACCAACAGACGCCAUGGAAGUCUUAGAGAGAGUAGCCAAUCAUGUUCAGUGUUCAUUGCAUGUAGUUCCAGAUUAUAAAACAUACACAUUUGAAAAUGGCUUAAAACUACAACUUCCAGUAGAAAUAGAAGCAUAUUGUUUGAACGCAUCCUUAGCUAUACAACUGGCACACGCUUGGAUGCGUAAAAAUAAAACGCACAUAUUAAAUAAUACAAUAAAUAUAUCAAAUGGUAUAUGUGAAAAGGAAUCCAAAGAGAAUAGUGUAAUUAGAAAAUUACCAAAUAAAACUAUAAAAGGUUUAUCAGGGUGUAAAUGGCCGGGGAGAUAUCAAGUGAUUGAAACAGAGUACUCAACUUUUUAUCUAGAUGGCGCUCAUACUAAAGAAUCUAUGGAAAUAUGCGCACAGUGGUUUGAACACAAUAGCCGAUGUCAAGACAAAAGUCUAAUUUUUAGUGCAACUGGAGAUAGAGAUGCGGAGGUUUUGCUAACACCUUUGAAGUUUGUAAAUUUUAAGAAAGUAUAUUUUGUGAUACCGACAGCAUUUAAGGAAAUAAGUGAUAAAAACGACAAUUAUUCUAUAAUGGAAUAUAGAGAUUUAAUUGCAAGAUGUCAGAAAAAUGAAGAAGCAUGGAACAGGCUCCAAGAAAAUGGCAAACGCAGUAAAGUAACGAUCUUAGAAUGCGUUUCAGACGCUCUGUCAUGUAUAAAACAAAAUAAUGAGAGCAAAUCCGUUUUAAUCACUGGAUCUUUACAUUUAGUUGGGGCUGCACUUUCUAUAAUUGAUCCUAAUUUAGGGGAGAAUUAGGAAAUCGAAUUAAAUAAAAUUUUAUUUAUAUCCUGA
Messenger RNA from Papilio polytes (common Mormon), 1830 nucleotides. Its product is annotated as folylpolyglutamate synthase, mitochondrial-like. Gene Ontology annotation, cellular component: cytosol; cytoplasm; mitochondrion. The record is from RefSeq and is a predicted model, not a curated record. Gene Ontology annotation, molecular function: tetrahydrofolylpolyglutamate synthase activity; ATP binding. Gene Ontology annotation, biological process: tetrahydrofolylpolyglutamate biosynthetic process. The transcript has 8 exons. The coding region runs from base 271 to 1794 and encodes 507 amino acids. NCBI's taxonomy places the organism in Eukaryota, Metazoa, Arthropoda, Insecta, Lepidoptera, Papilionidae.